Messenger RNA from Pipistrellus kuhlii (Kuhl's pipistrelle), 2039 nucleotides. It is a transcript of the gene IL7, whose product is annotated as interleukin 7. Gene Ontology annotation, cellular component: extracellular region. Gene Ontology annotation, biological process: immune response. NCBI's taxonomy places the organism in Eukaryota, Metazoa, Chordata, Mammalia, Chiroptera, Vespertilionidae. The record is from RefSeq and is a predicted model, not a curated record. Gene Ontology annotation, molecular function: interleukin-7 receptor binding; growth factor activity.
CAAAGUGUCCCGCCCGGAACCCCCGGGCCCUCCCGCGGCGCCCUCCUCCGGCGGCGGCCCCGGUGCCCAGGACGCGCCCGGGAAGGACGCAGGUGCGCGCGGGAGGGGAGGGGGGCGCUGGCGGCGCGGGACCAGGAGCCCGCAGCUGGAACCUGCAGCCCCGGCGCAAAGUAGAAACUGAAAGUGCACUGCGGCGGAUCCUACGGAAGUUCUGGGGGAAAGAAGGCCGAGCCCAGAGCAGCCGUGGCGUGUGCCGCGCCCCCUGGGAUGGAUGCAGCGGCGGGCGCGGCGUGGGGCAGAGGAACCGGCCGCAGACGGCCGCCCGGCCCGCCUCCCGGCGCCGCCGCGCAGCCCGGGGUCCCGGCAGUGAGCAUGGCCUGCGAGAGCCCGCUCGAGCUGCAGCCGCGGUCAUCAUGACCACGCCGCCCCGCAGACCAUGGUCCAUGUUUCUUUCAGGUAUAUCUUUGGAAUUCCUCCCCUGAUCCUCGUUCUGUUGCCAGUCGCAUCAUCUGAUUGUGAGUUCGAAGGUAAAAGCGGCGAAGAGUACCAGAAUGUCAUCAUGGUCAGCCUCAAUGACCUGGACAGGCUAAGAGAAAAUGAUAGCAAUUGCCUGAAUAAUGAACCUAACUUUUUUAAAAAGCAUUCAUGUGAUGAUGAUAAGGAAGCUACGUUUUUAAAUACUGCUGCUCGCAAGUUGAAGCAAUUUCUUAGAAUGAAUAUCCAUGAGGAAUUCAAGACCCACUUACAAAUAGUUUCACAGGGCACGUUACAACUGUUGAACUGCACCAAGAAGGUUAAAGAAAAAAAACAACCUUCCCUGGGUGAGGUCCAACCCACUAAGAAUUUGGAAGAGAAGAAGUCUUCAAAGGGGCAGAGAAAACAGGAUGAAAUGUGUUUCCUGAUGUUACUACUAGAAAAGAUAAAAACUUGCUGGAAUAAAAUUUUGAGCGGCACUAAAGAGCAUUGAAAUGUUUGGCGUGACAAUAUAAAGAUGUGAACUUCAGUUGAAUCCCUCAAGUACCGACCUGCUUGUGCAAUUUUCCGGGGUAGAAUGCCUCCGAGAAAUUACUGAAUAUGUCUGGUAAAAAUGGGUGAGAGCAGCUGAGAAAUACAUGCUGUGGUACUGGACAGACACAAACCAUGGGAACCGAACGCUGCAAUCAACGGACUAUUUCAUGUGUGUGCGCAUGCGUCAGCUGGUGUUAAUUUGAGGCUGAUUUUUGUAAGAUGAUCCAUGUAAGGUAUUAGCUGCAAUAAUCCUUUUUAGACCUGUUAGAAACAUUCAGAAGACAUGUAAAAUCUGUUGUUGUGUAUAAAGGUUUACAAGGAUUAAAAAUUAGCCUUGCUUUAUUUCUUUAUGUCCUACUAUGCAUCAGUAUACUGCAAUGCGUGUGGAUACUGUCAUCUUCUGGCUGGAAACAUUUCAGAGUUGACAGUGAGGUGUGGACAAUGCCCAAGCGAACAAGAGUCAUGGAUCUUAAAGCAGAAACGUAAAGGAGGAUGCUUAAGAUGCUUCAGAGAGGUAUGAGUGUGUAGCACUUUGCCUCCAGUAGAUGGCAUAGCAAAUGCCAUCAAAGGAAAACAAAAUAGGAAGUCACCUGUUUUAAGGCUGCUAAGCCAUAGUACCGAGUUUCUUCUGUCAUAUGCGUGUAAUAAAACUUGUCUAAAUGAGUUUGCCAUUUGGCAAGUAUAUUUUUAAGAGAAUAAUAUAUGUUGCCUUUUAAUGAAUGGAGUAUGUAUAUUUAAUUUUGACACUAUAUCUGUAUAUAAAAAUAUUUUCAUACAGUAUUACGAACAAAUUACUUACUUUGGAUAACAUUUCUCCUUUGAUAAUAAAUGACCUAUGUAUUAACACUGUCAGAUUCGCUUGAUCUCAACAGAACUUUUCCCCCAGUUUUCUUGGGAAACAUUUGACAUGCGUCACUGUAUAUGUUUAAGGUAUCCGACAUGACGGUUUGCUUUACAUAGAUUGUGAAAUGAUUAACAGGGUAAGUUCAGCUAACAUCCAUAGUCUCAUAUAACAAAAAUAAAAGAAAGAA